Trichomonas vaginalis G3 is the source of this 876-nucleotide messenger RNA. RefSeq names its product phage fiber proteins family. Bases 1 to 876 code for a protein of 291 amino acids. The transcript has a single exon. The record is from RefSeq and is a predicted model, not a curated record. Lineage: Eukaryota; Parabasalia; Trichomonadida; Trichomonadidae.
AUGAACAAAACACCUUACCAAAUGUUUUACGAGGAGUUCUAUGAAAAGUUUGUAUCCGGAUGGAAUUGUACAGAGUGCUACAGAAGAUAUAAAGAAUUUGCGAAGGAGAAUGAAUUCUUUGCAUGUAGUUCAAAUGUAUUUGGUGGCAAGAUGAGAGAAUUUGUGAAGAGAAGUAGAAAGCGAGACGGUUCUGCAAGAAGUUAUAUUUACGAAGCAAGUAUGAUAUUAGAAGGUCGUGGAAAGAAAGAAACAGUGAAUUAUGAGGAAGUGUUUGAAAAAUUCAUGGAGUACAUGGGAAGCAAUAUAACAUACAACAAAGACAUAUACAGUGAGUUUAAGUACUACUGUGAACAGCAUGAGAUUGAAGUAAUGAGUAAAGGAGACUUUGAAACGCUUAUGAAAGACAGUAAGGAGGUCGUUCAUGAGAACAGUGUUGAAAUAGUUCAUGAGAACAGUAAGGAGGUCGUUCAUGAGAACAGUGAUGAAAUAGUUCAUGAGAACAGUGAGGAGGUCAUACAUGAGAACAGUGAUGAAAUAGUUCAUGAGAACAGUGAGGAGGUCAUACAUGAAUGCAAUGAUGAAAUAGUUCAUGAGAACAGUGAGGAGGUCAUACAUGAGAACAGUGAUGAAAUAGUUCAUGAUGUCGUUCGUGAAGAAGCCAUUGCAACAAAGAAUAAUAUAAAGGAUUUCAUAGAACUUAACAAGGAGGAGUUUAAAGAAGGCUAUGAAGUGAAAAGAUGUGAAGAAGAUUUCUUGGCGUAUUUGAAGAAAAAGAGACUAAAGCCAAUGGCUCAAAAUAAGUUUCAAUCGAUGUUUGAAAAGAAACGUUUGAGCUAUGGUGGUGUAAGAAGCACAUAUUACUUUGUUAAGAAGUGA